AUGGCGCCCUCAACUGCAACCGAGACUGCUCCCCCCAUCACUCUCCAAGCCCGGGAAUCCACCCAGGAGGCCGGCGCCGAGAAAGCCAAAGUAAAGAUGAACAUUCCCAGACCACCCGUAUUCGACGACAAGAUGAAAGAGCGUGAAUACCUUAAAGGCCGACUGGCAGCGGCGUUCCGCAUCUUUGGAAAGAAUGGAUACGACGAGGGCGUGGCCGGCCACAUCACCCUUCGCGACCCCGUCGACCCCAGCACAUUCUGGGUUAAUCCAUUUGGUGUCGCCUUUUCUCAGAUCAAAGCCUCUGACUUGAUCCUGGUCAACCAUGCCGGGGAGGUCAUCGACGGUGGCCCAUGCCGAUUACUCAACGCCGCCGCGUUCAUGAUCCAUUCGGCCAUCCAUGCUGCUCGUCCAGACGUCAACUGCGCAGCGCACAGCCACAGUCUGCACGGUCGCGCGUUUUGCAGUCUCGGUCGGCCAUUGGAUAUUAUCACUCAGGAUGCGUGUGCCUUUUACAAUGAUCAUGUCGUGUACAAACAAUUUAAUGGCAUUGUCCUCGCCGAGGAAGAAGGAAAGAAUAUCGCCGCAGCAUUGGGCGACAGGAAGGCGGCUCUGUUGCAGAAUCAUGGUCUCUUGACAGUUGGAAAUACGAUCGAGGAGACGGUGUUUUGGUUCGUGAGCUUGGAGAAGUGCUGUUAUGCACAGUUAUUGGCUGAUGCGGCGGCGGCGGGACGAGGAGGACAGACGAUCAAGGUGGAUGAUGCCGAUGCGGCCUUUACGUAUAAAUCUGUGGGGACGCCUUUGGCGGGUUAUUUCAGCGCGAAACCGCUGUUUGAUGUGAUUCAUGAAGAGACGAAGGGGAGUUAUUUGAAUUAG
Aspergillus oryzae RIB40 is the source of this 873-nucleotide messenger RNA. RefSeq names its product class II aldolase/adducin family protein. The record is from RefSeq and is a predicted model, not a curated record. The coding region runs from base 1 to 873 and encodes 290 amino acids. NCBI's taxonomy places the organism in Eukaryota, Fungi, Ascomycota, Eurotiomycetes, Eurotiales, Aspergillaceae. Gene Ontology annotation, molecular function: actin filament binding. The transcript has 3 exons. Gene Ontology annotation, cellular component: cytoskeleton.